CUAAUUCAAAACAAAAAUCUAUUAUAUAUCAAUGCCCAUAUACCGCGAUAUAAUAUUCUUCAACAAAGCUGGAACGAAAGUUUUUGAACGGUAAAAAAUGCCUUCCAUCAGCCACCAACGAGAAUCUAGAAUAUUCCAACAAGGCAAAGGACACAAUGGAAACAGUUCACGCCGAUCCAGAAUAACCAGAGAGCUUUGUGUUGGCUGCAUUUUAUUUCUUCCCGAAAGAUUGGAAGGGAAUGAAAGCGUCAGAUGUAUACUCGAUACAUGUUGCUGCAACAAAUCAGAAUUGGAUAAAGAGGGGUAUAAUCAUUAUGUUGUGAUUUUAGAUGUCUUUCAAUCGGAUGAUGGAGAAAUCAGGUGUUAUAUUGCUAAAUUAACUUCCAAGAAAGGCACUACCAGAUAUCCUAUUGAUCGUAUCAAAAUCUCACAAACGUUUCUAGCGUCACCACCAAACGAAGAUACCGGAUUAUUUCUCGAAAAUGGAGGUAUGCCCAGACAAUCCUAUAUCUCGUUGAGCCAUGUCUUCCAAAUCUCGCCCUUCGUCUUACGAUCGAACAAGCCCGCAUACAACACUCGGCUUACGGAGCAGAGCUAUAAAUAUCUGAUGCUGAGGUUAGGAUUGGAGGCGGCUGUAUAUGAGGAUACAAAUAUUGUGAAGCAAUCUGGAGCAACGAUUCGCUCUGCGUCAAAACCCACACUUUACGAAGAUUUGAUAUACUUUACAGAGUUGGGUUUGUGGAUUGGUAGUGGAAUUUUGGAGUUUGGAAGAAGGGGGUUGAGGUUUUUGGGGUUUGGGUAAAAAAUAAGGGUUAGGAGAUUACAGGGUAUCCGUUUGAUUCUAUGAGCCGCAGGCAACAUAUCAAAAUGAGGUCAAAUCUCCAAGUUCAUUGUUAGUGAUGGAAGCCCUGAAGUAUAGCCUGCAGAGUGUUAGUAUCAUAAAAGAAAGUUCAAAGUUUCCAUUUCUGAGAGGAGCGUUAUUUAAAAGAUAUCGGAAUAUCAGCGUCAAUUAUGCAUUGUGUGUAAGGCUUAGUAGUAUGAAUCAAAGAGAUCUGACUGGUUGGAGAGAGCGGGGUCAG
Molecule: messenger RNA, 1079 nt
Organism: Botrytis porri
Lineage: Eukaryota; Fungi; Ascomycota; Leotiomycetes; Helotiales; Sclerotiniaceae
Exons: 2
Coding region: 98-802 (234 amino acids)
Source: RefSeq, a predicted model, not a curated record